CAAAACGGAAUCUUUUUAAUGCUCCUUUCCCAACUUCCAGAAGUUUCUUUUCCAGCUUAUAAAGUUUACGGGAAGGAUUCGUUGUCGGGGAAGCCGAUAGAUCUGGUUGCGGAAGGUUUUAGGAGCUGUGAGAGGUUAUAAAAAUACCAUGUUGCUGUCAAAUGUGAUUCUUCUGUGCCUACUGGGCACCGUCAGCGCGGACAAGACCCUCAGCAGCCAUGCCACCUCUUUGGCUGACAACAGCGCCACUUUGGCCUUCAACCUGUAUCACAACAUGGCUAAAGAGAAGGACAUGGAGAACAUCCUGAUCUCCCCCGUGGUGGUCGCCACCUCAUUGGGUCUGGUAGCUCUUGGAGGAAAAUCGAACACCUCCUCCCAGGUAAAGACCCUUCUGAGCGCGACUAAUGUGAAAGAUGUGCAGCUGCACUCCGCGCUCGCCGAGCUUCUCUCCGAGGUCAGUAAUUCAACGGCCCGCAACGUCACCUGGAAGAUCAGCAAUCGUCUGUACGGGCCCAGCUCCGUGAGCUUUGUGGAUCACUUUCUGAUCAGCAGCAAGAAGCAUUACAAAUACGACCACUCCAAAAUAAACUUCAGAGACAAGCGUAGCGCGGUGAAGGCCAUCAACGAUUGGGCAUCGAAGUCCACGGACGGCAAACUGCCUGAGGUGACAAAGGAUGUGGAGAAAACAGAUGGAGCCAUGAUCAUCAAUGCUAUGUUCUACAAACCACACUGGGAUCAGCAGUUCCAUCACAAAAUGGUGGAUAAUCGCGGUUUUCUGGUGCAUCGUUCUUACACUGUCUCUGUACACAUGAUGCACCGCACAGGCGUUUAUGGGUAUUAUGAAGACACAACCAACGAACUUACAGUUUUGGAAAUGCCGUUGGCCCAUAAGAUGUCGUCUAUGGUGUUCAUCAUGCCGUACCAAGUAGAGUCUUUGGAGAGGGUGGAGAAACUGCUAACACGCGAACAGCUGGACACUUGGAUUGGCAAACUGGAACAAAGAGGCGUCGCCGUGUCCCUUCCCAAGGUCAGCAUGGAGGUCAGCCACAACCUGAAGAAACAUCUCGCAGAUCUGGGUCUGACUGAUGCUGUAGAUAAGGCCAAAGCUGAUUUGUCUAACAUGUCAGGGAAGAAAGACCUGUACCUGUCCAACGUGUUCCACGCCUCUGCCAUGGAGUGGGACACGGAAGGAAACCCACCCGACAGCAGCGUCUAUGGCACAGACAAGCUCAAGGACCCCAAGCUAUUCUACGUUGACCAUCCCUUCAUUUUCCUAGUGAAGGACAACAAGACAAACUCCAUUCUGUUCAUUGGCAGAAUGAUGCGGCCGAAGGGUGAUAAAAUGAGAGAUGAAUUAUAAUGCAGGGUCUAAUUUAUACCAAUAUUUGUGUGAUAAUUUUGUUUGUAUGUGCAUGAUUUGUAUAUGUGUGUGUCAGCAUUUAGACAGGACGGGAAAGUUACAUUUCGGGACCACCGUAUAAGUGCACAUUCCGUUAUUUUUACGCCGUGUUUUGUCAUUUGUUUUGAAACAAUGCAAAUGUUCACAACAAAGUCACAAGUAAUGCACAUGCUCACCUGAGGUUUGGGAUGUAUUCUAAGAAGGACAGCAUGCUUAUAUUAAGUGUGAUCUCCAGCAAGUGUACUAAAUAUUCACACAAACAGCAUUCUGCUCAGGGGCUUAUCUUUAUCGAUGAGUAUUGAUUCCUCGUUGAACACGAACUAUGGCAACUGUUAGACGUUAUGCCAUACCGGUACAUUCCCCUCAGAAGUGCACACAUGUGUCUUCACUGAAUACCAUGUAUGCACUAGACAGCAUGUGAUAUGAGCUCAAAUCUGCACUCGGCUUCGCACUGAACAUGUUUAAGACCAGUUUCACACUGCACCAAAACACUUAUGUCAGUUUGGGUUGUUUCUCCUUUUUCAAUAAAAUCUGCAUUUUUUAGGGAA
Triplophysa dalaica is the source of this 1947-nucleotide messenger RNA. It is a transcript of the gene serpinh1a, whose product is annotated as serpin peptidase inhibitor, clade H (heat shock protein 47), member 1a. The transcript has 5 exons. The coding region runs from base 149 to 1360 and encodes 403 amino acids. Gene Ontology annotation, biological process: negative regulation of endopeptidase activity; collagen fibril organization. Lineage: Eukaryota; Metazoa; Chordata; Actinopteri; Cypriniformes; Nemacheilidae. Gene Ontology annotation, molecular function: serine-type endopeptidase inhibitor activity. The record is from RefSeq and is a predicted model, not a curated record. Gene Ontology annotation, cellular component: endoplasmic reticulum.